Molecule: messenger RNA, 1512 nt
Organism: Closterium sp. NIES-65
Lineage: Eukaryota; Viridiplantae; Streptophyta; Zygnematophyceae; Desmidiales; Closteriaceae
Source: the annotation of a GenBank genome assembly
AUGCUCAGCAGCACUAGGAUACACCAGCACGAGCACAAGGAGCGAACGGCAGCAGUGAGUAUUCGCCUCACCAUCGAGCAGCAAUAUAAAAUGCGACGACGACGAGGAGGAGGAGGGCAGGGAGGAGGAAGACGACGACGACGAGGACCAGGACGAGGAGCAGGAGCAGGAGCAGGAGCAGGAGCAGGAGCAGGAGCAGGAGGAGAAGGAGGAAGAGGAGGAGGAAGAGGAGGAGGAGGAGGAGGAGGAGGAGGAGGAGGAGGAGGAGGAGGAGGAGGAGGAGGAGGAGGAGGAGGAAAAGGAGGAGGAGGAGGAGGAAGAGGAGGAGGAGGAGAGGACGAGGAUGAGGAGGAAGACGAGGAGGAGGAGGAGGAGGAGGAGGAGGAGGAGGAGGAAAAGGAGGAGGAGGAGGAGGAGGAGGAGGAGGAGGAGGAGGAGGAGGAGGAGGAGGAGGAGGAGGAGGAGGAGGAGGAAAAGGAGGAGGAGGAGGAGGAGGAGGAGGAGGAGGAGGAGGAGGAGGAGGAGGAGGAGGAGGAGGAGGAGGAGGAGGAGGACCAUGACGACGACGAGGAGGAGAAAGACGAGGAGGACGAGGAGGAAGAGGAGGAGGAGGAGGAGGAGGAGGAGGAGGAGGAGGAGGAGGAGGAGGAGGAGGAGGAGGAAGAGGAGGAGGAGGAGGAGGAGGAAAAGGAGGAGGAGGAGGAGGAACUGUACUGUAUGAUGCACGAGAGUGGGGAGUUGAAAGAGGUGUUUGCAGAGAAAGGGGUGCUGGGAGGGGCGGGGAAGGGAGAUGCACCAGGAGCAGUGACGGCAGCAGCAGCAGCAGCAGCGGCGGAUGGGCAGGUUGAUGGGGCGAAGGGGUUGCAAGAGCGGCUGAAGGCACUCCUCUCGUCUUCGCCUACCAUGCUGUUCAUGAAGGCACUCGUCUCGUCGUCGCCUUCCUCUCAUCCCUUCCUCUCAUCCCUUCCUCUCAUCCCUUCCUCUCAUCCCUUCCUCUCAUCCCUUCCUCUCAUCCCGUCCUCUCUGCUGCGUUACCUCUCAGGGAACACCGGAGGAGCCGCGGUGUGGGUUCAGCCGCAAGGGAACACCGCAGGAGCCGCGGUGUGGGUUCAGCCGCAAGGUGGUGGAUGCAGUCAAGUCAGACAUGGACUCAUCGCAUGUUUCCCCCCCUCUUCCCCCCUUCUUCCCCCCCUCUUCCCCCCCUCUUCCCCCCCUCUUCCCCCCCUCUUCCCCAUGGCUUGUCCUCACGGCCUUGCCUUGCUUUCCCAGGGCACACCCGAGGAGCCGCGGUGUGGGUUCAGCCGCAAGGUGGUGGAUGCACUCACGUCAGAAGGUAUUUCCUUUGGCAGUUUUGACAUUCUCACGGAUGAAGCAGUGAGGCAGGGGCUGAAGGAGCUCUCCAAUUGGCCCACGUACCCCCAGGUGUACCACAAGGGCGAGCUGAUUGGUGGAUGCGAUAUUGUGCUUGAAAUGAAGGCUAAUGGGGAGCUUAAAGCCGAGCUUGGAGGGUGA